This is a messenger RNA of Daldinia childiae, 1158 nucleotides long. Its product is annotated as Alanine-glyoxylate aminotransferase 1. Gene Ontology annotation, molecular function: L-alanine:glyoxylate transaminase activity; L-serine:pyruvate transaminase activity. Lineage: Eukaryota; Fungi; Ascomycota; Sordariomycetes; Xylariales; Hypoxylaceae. Gene Ontology annotation, cellular component: peroxisome. The transcript has 4 exons. The coding region runs from base 1 to 1158 and encodes 385 amino acids. The record is from RefSeq and is a predicted model, not a curated record.
AUGUCAUCUCAACCAGAACAUCCGACUCUGCUCAUCCCGGGUCCCAUUGAGUUCGAUGAUGCUGUAUUACAGUCCAUGAGCCAUUACAGUGAGUCGCAUGUCGGACCGGGUUUCGUUGCUACGUUUGGCGAGGCAUUGUCGAUGCUACGUAAGCUCUUCCAGACUACCUCGCCAUCUUCACAACCUUUUGUCAUCUCGGGAUCCGGUACGCUUGGUUGGGAUUUAGUAGCAGCAAACCUCGUCGAACCUGGCGAAGAUGUCCUAGUUCUCAGCUCCGGUUACUUUAGCGAUGGUUUCGCCGAUUGUCUUACAGUCUACGGUGCAAAGGUCGAUCUUCUGAAAGCCCCCGUCGGCAGUCGGCCGCAAUUGCCCGAAAUCGAGCAGGCAUUGAAGAGCAAAAAGUACAAGGUUAUCACAGUAACACAUGUCGAUACAUCGACAGGUGUGCUGAGCGAACUCCAGAAGCUUUCCGAGACGGUUCAGAGAGUGUCACCUGACACAUUACUUAUCGUGGAUGGCGUGUGCAGUGUAGCUAGCGAAGAGAUCGAUUUCGAUGCGUGGAAGCUAGACGGUGUAAUAACAGCAAGCCAAAAGGCCAUCGGCUGCCCUGCGGGCUUGUCCAUUUCGAUGUUCAGUGGUAAGGCGAUCAACGCCUUCAAGGCGAGAAAGAGCCCACCGGCAUCAUACUUUGCUUCGAUGAAGAACUGGACACCUAUCAUGCAAAAUUACGAAGCAAAGAAGCCUUCGUACUUCGCAACUCCAUCGCCGCAACUUAUCCAUGCGCUCCACACAGCACUAACCCAGAUCCUUACCAAGCCCCUCGCCGAAAGGUUUGCUAGGCACCGAGAGGUAUCUGACAAGAUCAAGAAUACCGUGGCAGAGCUGGGUUUAAAACAAGUCGCAGCCAACCCGGAAGACCAGGCCCACGGUAUGACGGCCGUCUACCUACCCGAAAAUGUUAAAGCCACCGAUCUACUUCCAAAGCUUGCAAAGAGUGGCGUUGUCUUUGCCGGUGGUAUCCAUAAGGAAAUCGCCGCCAAAUAUGUACGCUUCGGACACAUGGGUGUUAGUGUGACCGAUCCUGCGAGAACAGAUAUUGAUAAGGCGAUAGCUGCGCUGAAGAGUGGGCUUGCUGACUGCGGGUAUCAAAAAGCGUAA